GGAGCCACAUGGGGGGCGGGCAGGGGCCUGGCCCCCUAAUGCUCCAUUAAUUCCAUUUAGAAUCUCUAAUCAAAUACAAAAUUACACUAUAUGAUUCGUCUAAUUAGCUUUUGGUCCCCUCCAAAUGGCUACUUGGCCCCUCUUAUUUGGAAUUCCUGGCUCCACCCCUGCUGGCGCCUCAUCUCUCGAUCAUCGAGCUGUUUGAUUGAUGCAUGCAUCACACGCCUAUAUAAGCCGUUGCAUUACCUCGUCGCCCUCUCAUCGGAUCAUCCAUCCAUCCAUCCAAACAUGGCAGGGGCACGGGAGCUUCUCCUCGGCGUUUGUGCCGCGCUGAUGGUAGUUGCUAUCGCAAAUGCGGCCAAUGGCAACGCGGCGUCUGUCGUCGUCGGCCUGGCCAAGUGCGCCGACUGCACGCGGAAGAACUUGAAGGCUGAGGCGGCUUUCAAAGGUCUUCAGGUGGCGAUCAAGUGCAAGAACAGCAAAGGUGACUACGAGAGCAAGGCCGUCGGCGAGCUGGAAGGCUCUGGCGCCUUCAACGUCCCCCUAACCACCGACCUCCACGGCGCCGACUGCCUUGCGCAGCUGCACAGCUCGGCGGGCACGCCGUGCCCCGGUCAGGAGCCUUCCCGGAUCGUUCCACAGUCCGAGAGCCACUUCGUGGUGGUGCCGGGCAAGACAAACAACCCAUCGGCAGAAUGCGCAUCGGUAACCAUUUGCGGUCCAAUCAAGAAGCACUUCAUGGACUACUUCCACAAGAAGCCUGUGCCACCGAAGCCGAAGCCGGAGCCGGAACCAAAGCCAGAACCGAAGCCACAGCCGGAGUACCACCAUCCCUUCCUCGACCACUUCCACAAGAAGCCUGUGCCACCAAAGCCAAAGCCAGAGCCCAAGCCGCAGCCAGAGUACCAUCCCCCAACUCCCACAUACGGGUCUCCGACUCCGAUCUACCAUCCUCCAGCAAGGCAUUUGUUCGACAAGUUGCUUGAUCACUUCCACAAGGACCACGACCACCACGACUACUUCGACCACUUCCACAAGAAGCCUGUUCCGCCCAAGCCGGAGCCCAAACCACAGCCAGAGUACCACCCCCCAACACCCACGUAUGAGUCUCCUACUCCAAUCUACCAUCCUCCUACUAAGCACUUGUCCGACAAGAAGCACUGGCUCGACCACUUCCACAAGGAGCUCGAUCACCACCCCUUCUUCGACCACUUCCACAAGAAACCAGUGCCACCGAAGCCGAAGCCGGAGCCGGAACCAAAGCCAGAACCGAAGCCACAGCCAGAGUACCACCAUCCCUUCCUCGACCACUUCCACAAGAAGCCAGUGCCUCCAAAGCCAAAGCCAGAGCCCAAGCCCAAACCUCAGCCGGAGUACCACCCCCCAACGCCUACAUACAGUUCACCGACUCCGAUAUACCACCCUCCGGCCAAGCACUGAGUUGAAGAAUGCUAAGUGAUCCGCAUUGCAACAAGUUGGAUGCAUGCAUGAUCGUCUUGUGUGAUUUGAAGGGCUCUUCUUUUGUUUCUACAGAAUAAACUACAGCUACAUAUCUGAUACGUUUGAGUAAGUAUCUAUACUUCUUUGUGUGUUGGGAUAUGUGUCCUAUGUAAGAUCCAGGUGUUCCUUUUUGUAUGCAUGUACUGUAAUGUCAUUGUUCACUUUUAAGUAUCAAGUAAAUGGUGUACACUGUAUUUUAACUUAUCUUGCAUAUUGGAACUAUUUAAAUGCAAAUAUCUGCAUUCAA
Panicum virgatum (switchgrass) is the source of this 1747-nucleotide messenger RNA. Its product is annotated as proline-rich protein 4-like. NCBI's taxonomy places the organism in Eukaryota, Viridiplantae, Streptophyta, Magnoliopsida, Poales, Poaceae. The transcript is spliced from 2 exons. Bases 91 to 1440 code for a protein of 449 amino acids. The record is from RefSeq and is a predicted model, not a curated record.